This is a messenger RNA of Ectocarpus sp. CCAP 1310/34, 2207 nucleotides long. Lineage: Eukaryota; Phaeophyceae; Ectocarpales; Ectocarpaceae. The record is from the annotation of a GenBank genome assembly.
UCCCGAUGCAGGUGAACAAAAGGAGACGCGUGCGCUCGACCAACGUUCUGCUGCUACCCACAAAUCAAAGGCACCCGCGGGUCUGGUUAGGAGCCAAGAGGUUCCCCAGCCGCAAACAACCGGGAAUGGCAGCCACCGGGGCAGUCCUGACCUUGCCAAACACAGGAGUGCGCCGCCUGCCCCAAAGGAAGCUGAGCCUCGCAUGGAGGAGCCGGGAGACGACGGGGCUUGGCCAUCCUCUCUCAGGCGCUACCUGCAGCGAGCAUUCGAUAAGUGCGACAAAAAGCAAGGUUCGAGGCAACAUGAGCUGCUCGAGAAGGCUUUGCACCGCAAGGUGACGGACGCCAUGGCAGAAAACACCAUGCUCACAAAAGAUUGGGACAACGAGCCGCUGCCUAGCUUGGUGGCCUCCAAGAGAGAGCGGUCUCCUCCGCGGGGAGCGGGGCGAAAUCGCCAAGGGGAGAAGAACAAGAAGCGAAAUCACGGUCAGAUCGAGGUGCGCGCAGCAGGUACCCCACGAAAGGGCAAAGGUUCCCUCUCCAAAAUGCCUCAGGUGGACCAGCGACGGUUGUCUAACCGCCUCGAGAGGUUCGAUCUGGGGAUGCGCCCACCGCCGUCUUCGUCGUCGCGCCCGGGGAAUGAUCUGGCGUUUCAGAGCAAGCCGAUGGUAGACGACAACGGUAUGGUGGAUUGGGCCGCGAUCACAAUCAAGGGGACAUCGACCAAACUCGAGAAGGACUACUUGAGGUUGACUCAGCCGCCAGACCCAGCGAGCGUGCGUCCACAAUCUAUCCUGGAGAAGAGCUUGGAGAACAUAUCUGCCAAGUGGGCGAAAGGAGGACUGGACUACAUCUAUGCCUGCUCCCAACUCAAGGCUAUCCGUCAGGAUUGUGUUGUCCAGCGGAUAAAGAACGCCUUCACGGUACAGGUUUACGAAGGGCACGCUCGGAUUGCUCUGCAGCAGGGGGAUCUAAACGAGUACAACCAGUGCCAAACUCAGCUCCAGGCAAGGUUCGAGCUGUACGCCUGCGGGCUUGAGGGAUCUCAGGAAGAGUUUACAGCAUACCGCGUGCUGUACUAUCUCUACCUUCAAACAAGCUGCUCUGGGGGAUCUACGGGGCUUCAGAAAAUUCUUCAGGAGCUGCCGGCUGGCGAGCAAGCCCCGGCAAUCAACCACGCUUUGCGUGUUCGCAAGGCAGUGGCAAUGACGGACUACCACCUUUUCUUCUCCUUGUACAAGACCACUCCCAACCUUGGUCAGCACAUCAUGCAGAAACUCCUCAAAACAAUGCGCGUGGAGGCGUUGCGUCGAAUUAUCAAGGCGUACCGACCUACGAUAUCACUAUCGUUCGUCCUUGGCGAGCUGAUCUUCGAUACAGACGAAGAUGGAGUGGCGUUCCUGCAAGCGUGUGGCGUGAUUUUCACACCAAACGGAGCCGAAGUCGCGUGCAAAGAGAGCAGUGUAGACGCGAGUGGACUGGAUGCGGACGCCCCAAAUUCCCUCUUGUGACCAUAAGAUGUUUGUACCAAGCUAAUAGGUUAGAGGUAGAGAAAAGGUGCCCGCAAUUUAUUGAUUGGUCAAUUGUUGUAGUUACAUAGUGGCGUUAAUUUUCAAGAAGCUUCGAUGUUUUGUUUUCUCUCGACAGCGUGGCGACCAUGUGCGUCCCCGAGCCCUUGGGGAUCUUGAAAACGAUUUUGGCGAAGGCACCCAAAGUGUGAUCCUCAGAUGACUCUGGUUUGUUCCGGCGUACGUUCAAGCCACCGACCGAUGCCUGCCCAGACGUUGCUCCACACACGUUCCCGGGUAACAGAGGUGGUUGCUCCACGUGAGCUGGGGAUACCUGUGCGGUUUUACCAGUGUUUGUGCAAGCUGAGUAACGCGCGCCGCUGGUAGGGGCGAUACUCGUUGGUUUCUUGGUUUGGCUCUUGACUUUCUCGAUCUUGAGGUUUAUCUCAUGGAAUUUCCAUGGUACGCAUUUUUACAAUGUGACAUGUGCGUUUCUCUCACUGGUCUCGACAGAUUUCACCUGUAGGGGAUACACAUUGAACUUGCCAAAACUAUCGAAGGCACACCCCCCCCGUCAAAACGCGACAGGAAGCAAGACGAUAGUCUAUAGUGCAAACUUGUCGUCCACGUAGCAAGGUAACGUCGACAUAGCAGUGGGACCCAUGAAUGAUGCACGAAGUGACAACCUUAGAACUUCGAG